AUGUCAGAGGCGAAGGUGACACAGGCGUCCGAGGCGCUGCUGUCCUUCCUCCGCGACACGCUGGGCUCUGCGCCGGAGCAGCUCUUCGCGGGCGCGCCGCUCCGCUCGCACCUCGACCAGGUGCGCGGCCGGAUCGAGACCGCCGAGGCGGAGAUGGUCGAGGUCGUCAGUGCGCUCCGGCCGGAGAUGGAGACGACUUUCGCGCUCGGCGAGAGCGUCGCCGAGCGCCUCCGCCAGCUGCGCGGCGGGCUCGAGUCGGUCGGCCACGAGGCGCUGCAGCAGCGGCUGCAGGGCAUCUCUGCGCGGCGCGGGCGGCUCCGGGAGGAGAUCGCAUCGGCGCAGUCGGUGAGCGCCGUGCUGCAGGCGCUGUCCCGCAUGCACGUCUCUCUGGAGGGCUUCGACGCCGCGCUCGAGGCUGGCCGGCUCGGCGAUGCCUCCGUGGCGCUGCGGUCUGCGAGCGCGUCGUUCGGAGGCCUGUGCUGCCUCGGUGUGGCGGACAAGGCGCUGCUCGGGCUUUUGCGCGAGCGGACGGGCGCCGCGCGCGAGUCGCUCGCUGCCGCCGCCGCCGCGGCGUGGGAGGAGGCGGUGCUUGCUGCGGGCGGCGAGGGCGGCGGCGAGGGCGGCGAGGGCGGCGGCGAGGGCGGCGAGGGCGGCGGGGAGGGCGGCGGCGAGGGCAGGGAGGGAGGCGGCGAGGGCUGGGAGGGAGACCGGCUACUGGCGGAGGCGCGCGUGGCGCUGCUCUCCCCGCCCUCCCGCUCGCGCGAGAUCGGCGCCGACGCGGACGAGGGCGGCGAGGCGGCGCGAGGGGGAGGCACCGACCAGGACGACGAGUUGGCGGAGGCGCUGCGGCUGCCGCGGGGCCGCGUGUCCGAGCUCUGCCGCUGCUGCCUCGCCGCGGCGGCGCUGGUGCGGGGGCGCGGCGCGCGGCUGCUGGUGCGGCGCGCGCGAGAGGUGCUCGAGCUUUUCGUCGCUCUCGCACCCACGCGCGUGUCGAGCCCG
Molecule: messenger RNA, 999 nt
Organism: Emiliania huxleyi CCMP1516
Lineage: Eukaryota; Haptophyta; Isochrysidales; Noelaerhabdaceae
Exons: 4
Source: RefSeq, a predicted model, not a curated record